Molecule: messenger RNA, 1838 nt
Organism: Pieris rapae (cabbage white)
Lineage: Eukaryota; Metazoa; Arthropoda; Insecta; Lepidoptera; Pieridae
Product: sialin
Exons: 12
Coding region: 201-1652 (483 amino acids)
Biological process (GO): transmembrane transport; monoatomic anion transport
Cellular component (GO): plasma membrane
Molecular function (GO): transmembrane transporter activity
Source: RefSeq, a predicted model, not a curated record
GAGGGCGCAUUAGUCGGGUUUCUGCGCUUGUCGGAGACGGGUGCGCGCUUAUUUCCAUUCGCGUUUCGAUUAAUUACUUUAAGCUUGAUAUUUAUUACUAAAAACUUUACUUAAGGUUUAUUUUAAGUUGUAAUUUUGUGUGUUUUUAAGUUUUGUGAAUUUAUUUAAGUGUUUUAAAUUAACGACUCAUUCCAUACAACAUGGCUAAAACAGAGAAGUCAUUUACGAGAAAUAUUACAGAUUGCCUGACAUGCGUCCAAGUUUUGAACAUAAUGGUGCUUCUCGGGUUCAUGUUGAACUACGCACUGCGCGUGAACCUCACAAUUGCCAUAGUGCAGAUGAUAUACGACGAGAAGAAUACACAGGUGGUGGCCAAUCUCACCGAAUCACUUAACGUUACAGAGCACCCAGAGCAUAUAACACAGACCCGCUAUCAUUGGGAUACAAAGCAGAAGAACCAUCUGCUUGGUUGCUUCUUCUGGGGCUAUGUUCUCACAGAGGUUCCAGGAGGUCGACUUGCAGAGGUUAUAGGAGCAAGGCGAGUCUUCGGCUACAGCACUCUUCUUGCCAGCAUCCUCACCCUUCUCUCCCCUGGUGCUGCCGCUCUUGGCUUCGGCUGGAUAGUGGCGUUACGAGUAGUUCUCGGCUUCCUCUUGGGAGCAACAUGGCCGGCCAUUCUUCCCAUGGCCUCCAAAUGGAUUCCUCCAAUGGACAGAUCGAAGUUCAUGUCAAACAUGAUGGCGUCGUCCCUAGGAGCAGCGGUUACGAUGCCCAUCUGCGGCUUUCUCAUCGCGCACUUCGGAUGGGAAUCAGCCUUUUACUUUACUGGUAUUAUCGGUAUUAUGUGGUCUGUCGCAUGGUUCGCGGUUGUAUACGAUUCACCUGCCCAGCAUCCACGCAUAUCUGAUGCAGAGAGGAACCAUCUCAUGAAGGCACUGCCACAGGACACCAACAAAGGCCACAACCCAGUACCAUGGCGCAGUUUGCUGACGUCAGCACCCGUCUGGGCCAUCGUGUUAACCCACGGAGCCUCUGUCUUCGGCUACUUCACCGUCGUCAAUCAACUGCCUACUUACAUUGAGAGCAUACUCAACUAUAGUAUUAAGCAAAAUGGCCUCCUGUCUUCUUUGCCGUAUCUGGGUAAAUACCUGUGCGCCUUAGCAUCAUCAGUGCUGGCUGAUUCACUACGACGCACUGGCAGUCUGUCUACCACAACAGCCAGGAAACUCUUCACCGCAUUGGCUGUUGGCUUACCAGGUAUACUUAUGAUCGCGCAAGCGUUCUUCGGUCACGAUCGCAUCUGGUCCAUUGCUAUCUUCACACUGGCGUUGACAAUCAACGGAGCCGUCACUGCUGGUUACCUUGGCAACGGGCUGGAUAUUGCACCUAACUUCAGUGGCACCAUAUUUGGUAUUGCCAACACGCUGUCUUCCAUUGGCGGCUGGCUUUCUACUUUCAUGGUUGGAGAACUUACUAAACACGAAAACACAUACUCCCAAUGGCAAAUAGUAUUCUUCAUAUUAUCUGGGACGUAUAUUUUCGGCGCCUUAGUGUUUACUUUCCUUGGGUCAGGCGAACUUCAACCGUGGAACUCGCCACCGAGCGACAACGAUAAGCGUGAGGAACAACCGCUCAAUGAGCAGAAAGCCUAAAUAAUCCAUAGACAAUAGAAAUCAUAGACUAUAAUUGUAUAACACUAUUGUCAGCUUAUAGUCUGUGGCUCCUAGCUAAUGAAUAUAGUCUAUGAAAUCUAUGCUUCAAAGAUUAUAGCAGUAUUUAAUUUAUAAUAGAUGCAGAUUCCAAAUUUGAAUUUAGGUGUUACAAAAUGGCUGAUUAAA